UCCAAGUUGCUUUCCAUUGUUGGAGCAGCAAAAGAGCCUGCUUCGCAGUCACGUUGGCUUGAUAUCCCGUCACAGCAACUCUCCCUCUGUCCCUCUGCCUCUCUCUCUCCCUCUCUCAGAAUUCGAGCUUGUCUUGUUCGUACACCAGCUGCUGCUGUCAACACGCUUCGGGCUUGUUUCCCCUCUGGGCAACCGUCAGGAUGGCCAAACGCACACCGAGCGAGCAGAUGAGCGCUGAUAACAGCGUUCAAGAAUACAAGACUUUUCUCGUCCGCCAAGGCACCAACACGGGUGCCUUUGCCCUGGCCAAAUCAUGCACCAUCCUUCUUCGUAACAUUGUCGCCAUGCACAAAUGGUCGACCGCCAAGGACCUCAUGGCCCUCAUUCGCGCUGCGGGCAAGGAACUCGACGAUGCUCGCGCAGGAGAAUCAGCCGUGGGCAACAUGAUCAAGCGCGUCCUGCGUCUGGUGCGCGAAGCUUAUGCACAAUGCGUCCGCGAGGAAAAGGGUGCUGGUGUCGAGACCAUGGCCUCGCUUCAUAACAUGUUGGUCUCGCGUGACAGUCGGGCCGACUAUGACCAUCCUUUUAAGAGCCUCAAGUCCAAUGUCAUUGUGAGCAUUGGUGAACUCUUGGAAGACCUUGAAAUGGCUGCCAAGGACAUUGCCGAACAGGCCAAAGACCACAUCCACGCCGACGAGGUGAUCAUGACAUUGGGCCACUCCCACACGGUAGAGGCCUUUCUCAAGGAAGCCUCCAACUCUCGAAGCUUCCACGUCAUUGUGGCCGAGGGCGCACCCCAGUACCAAGGCCAGCAAAUGGCCAUGAACCUUGGCAAGGCUGGCAUCGAAACCACCCUCAUCACCGAUUCCGCCAUCUAUGCCAUUAUGUCUCGCGUCAACAAGGUCAUCAUUGGCACUGCUGGCGUUAUGGCUGAUGGCGGUCUGAUGGCCAUGAGCGGCUCGCAUGCACUUUGCAUGGCUGCCAAGCACCACUCGGUUCCCGUCCUGGUUUGCUCGGCCAUGUUCAAGCUCUGCCCCAAAUACUUGUGCUCGUACGAUCAAGACGCCUUCAACAACCUCGGCUCACCGGCAAGCAUCUUUGAUCACAGCGGCGGUGAUCUGAUUGAUAAGAUCAGCGUGGUCACACCCUUGUAUGACUACGUGCCGCCAGACCUCGUCACACUCUUUAUUUCCAACCUGGGUGGCAAUGCGCCGUCAUAUGUGUACCGAUUGCUGAGCGAGUACUACCAUGAGGAUGAUUACGAGCUCUAAGCACGUCUCGAUUGUUCUCUCCCCCUUUGUCCCCCGCUCUUUUCCCCUCGCUUUGACCUCGGAUCUAGCCACCCUGCUUCACCUCCCGACUUUUUUGGGUUCUGCUUCUAUUCUCUUUUGCGCGCCUUCCUUCAGUGCCACUUACUUGGCAACUCGCCGAGGGCAGCGCCCUUGACAAUUCAAUCUCUUACACGG
Messenger RNA from Monosiga brevicollis MX1, 1466 nucleotides. RefSeq lists its product as uncharacterized. Gene Ontology annotation, molecular function: guanyl-nucleotide exchange factor activity; translation initiation factor activity. The transcript is spliced from 9 exons. The record is from RefSeq and is a predicted model, not a curated record. Gene Ontology annotation, cellular component: eukaryotic translation initiation factor 2B complex. Gene Ontology annotation, biological process: translational initiation. Bases 201 to 1271 code for a protein of 356 amino acids. NCBI's taxonomy places the organism in Eukaryota, Choanoflagellata, Craspedida, Salpingoecidae.